This is a messenger RNA of Aedes albopictus (Asian tiger mosquito), 2977 nucleotides long. RefSeq lists its product as uncharacterized. The transcript has 2 exons. The coding region runs from base 1 to 513 and encodes 170 amino acids. The record is from RefSeq and is a predicted model, not a curated record. Lineage: Eukaryota; Metazoa; Arthropoda; Insecta; Diptera; Culicidae.
AUGCGGUCAGCCGAGACGCAAACCGAACUGCUAGAGUGCAGCUCUAGUGGGGAUGAUGGGGGUGCCAGCAGCGAAGACGCCAGAAGUGCUAUUGACGACGAACUGGGAGUGAUCUCAACGCGACGUCCUCCGAGCGAGGAAGCGGCAGGUGCUACACACAAAGAUGCCGACGACAACGCCGGGAAUGAUGACGACGACGACGACGACGAUGACGACAUUCUCGGAGAGCAUGCCAAGCUGAAGACCAUCAAACGGUUGAACUGUACCAACCUGUUCAACUUCAACAAGCUGGAACUGUUGAACGAACGGUGCUCGGUGGUUGGCACAGGGGGCCAACAGCAGCAAAUCAGCGACAGCAGUCGGAAUCUGUGCGAGCAUGAGAUGCACGUGGCUAUUGACGAAGACCUGGAACAGGCCACGGCAGCAGGAGAGGGAAAACGGACUAAGGAAGAGUCGUUGACUGGCGGCAGUGCGAUCGUCUUCAUCCAGGAAAGUCCGGAAGUGAUAUUAUAGCAGUGGCAUUUCUCUUUUUAUUUAAGAGUCGUUAUUUAUUUUUAGAACUACGUAUUUAGAAAGAGAAAUAUUAUUGUUAGUGAGACUUAUUUUCUUUCUUCCUGUGUGAUUGCUUGAGGCGAGCGAGGAGUGUGCCAACGAGCGAACGAGUCUUUACUCCUAAAUUGUACAGAGGUGAUCUAUUUUUGUACCAAAAAGUCAACCAAUCAGCAAACAAAGAUGCAAAGAUUUAGAUUUUUCCUAGAAAAUCUACCUAUUUAGAGAAGGACAAUUAUGAAUUGACCCACACAAUGCUAGAGCGAAAGAGAAGAAAAAAUAACAAAUGCGCUUCAAAGUCACAAACCGGAAAUAACGGUGUUGGUUCCGCCGGGGGCCCAUCCCCGAGACUGGGGUUUCUCCAAACAACAAUCAUCCACUUUGAAAUCCACUAGUUUACCCCAAAAACACUCAUACGCAAUUACCAAUCCACUCCAUACUUUACCUUUUGUGUAGGUAAACGUCGACAACAUCACGAGAAUAUUUUGAGGGGUCAAAUUCUAUUUAGGUUAUAGCUAAGUAAAGUAACGCUAAAGAACGAACUAUUCUAAUUUCAUAAAAAAAGACUUAAUGCCUGAGAAACACUAACAAAAAAAAGAACGAAGCCUUUAAAUCUACGCUUUCUGAUAAUUAACGAAGUAAAAGAGAUAAUGUCUAUAUUGUUUCUUUACUUAGGAAAAAAGGUGAAAACUAAUGCAUUAUAUUCAAUUGUGAGAAUUACGCUAUGUUCAAGUCUAGUCUUAGAGAGAUUGAGAACGGAUAACGGAUAAAGCUGAAACAAAGUGAAAGUUUAGUUUGUGCUAAGUGAGAAGGCAAAUUUUGCUGUGAAUAUUUUGUUAUAAUAAACAUUAUUAUGAUUACAAGCGUAGUGUAGACAAAUUUAUGCGCGUUAGGGCGCAUCCGUUUGAAUAAUUUGCGAAUUUAGUUAGUUCUAUGGGUAAUUCGGUAACUAAAGCCCAAUGGUAAGAGGAAUCGAGAAUUUUGAUCAAUAGUGUGUGUGGGACUAGGAAAAGUAUGUUGCUUUUGGUAUUAGAAGAACAUGUACAGGGGAUUGGGUAUUGAAAUGCAAAUCUACAAAUGCACGGAGUAGCUUCCAAAGAAUUUCAGAAAGAAUUCUUGCAUUUCGAUAUUGUAAAUGGUCAGCACACAUGCUCGAGGCAUGCCAUGCUCUGCUCCUCAUAGCAGAUUAAUCAAAGGCAAAAUAUUUUUUCGUGAGACGACACACACAGCAGCGAGGGCAAACUUUGGCACAGAAGAACGUUAAGAAUUUAUGAAUAAAUUUCUAUCCUGCAACAAAUCCCUUCAAUAAUUCGCUAAAAAUACAAAGUGCUCCAUAAUUAGGCUUCCUUUACGUUAACUUGUUGCUCCCCGAAACAAACAAAUCACACCGUACUCCAAACAACAAACUGUCGAACAGUGCGUAACAGAUUGACCAUUUUCGCAGCGUUCUUUCUACAAAGAAAACAAUCUUCCGGAAACCAGUCGCCAACAAAGCACCUUGGUAUGCGUACUAUUACGCAUGCAAACAUGCAGUUUCCUUAAUAUAUUCUAAUAAAUGAUCAAUGCACUUACUAUAUACACACAUAAAUUAAAAAAAUGCAAACAAAACAAGUUAAAGCAAAUCACGCAACUGUAAUAGAGGAAACCAACCGAUAUCAACCACACAUGUAGCCCAUGUUUAACCGAAAGAAACAUUCUUAUAGCAGAACAAGUGGAUCAUGCGCAAGAAGACGACACAUGUACGAACUAAAUAGGCCUAUAUACUCUAGCAAUAGCGAUUGGAAACAGUGUUGAACAAUUCUCACGUGGUAUAUUUUGAAGUACACGCACGAAGCGUUGAAAAGACAGACUUGCGGAGUUGUGCGAAGCAAAGUGCCAUUUUCUUAUUUUACCGUUUCUUUACCUUGUGGUAUAAUAGUAGAUGUGUUAUUGCUAUUCAGUAAAAAAAACAGUUUUAGUCUUUUCAACCGACCGGUACCGAUGAUGUUAACUAUUUUUCUAGCGUUGUUCCGUUCUUUCCAACAGUUUACCGUCGUCGAUGGGAUCAAUUACUACUAACUACUACUGCACACCGUAAGCAACCAAAAGUAUAAAUUACAAUCAAAAAAAGACUUUCUCUGUUCCAGUGAGUUUGAAAGAGUCAAUUUUAGUUUCUAAUUUGCGCGGUUCCGAACGAAUCCGGAUUCGCGAGUCUUAGCAUGUAUAGUUGAGGGAAAGUAAGUGAAGUCGGCGAGUAAACUCUGAUGGCUACAACGGCUGUCUUUAGUUUGAAAAGGAAUAUAUUUAUAUUUUAGAGAAGAAUUUAAAACAUUUCAGUGAUAAAGGCUAGGCGAUUGGACGCCGGCAACACUCUUGAAUCUAGACAAAUUGUGUAUCCCCUGAGUGAAUGGGUGAAAGCCGAAAAUAAAGAAAAUUAGCAACCACAUAA